UCAUCCAAAGCAAGUGCUCUCUUCUUCUUCCUUGCCUGCUGUGCUCUCAUGGGUUUGCAGCAGCGCGCUGAGGAAGAUGAGGAGAUCACCCCACUCUCCGGCGACAGGCCCUUCUUCACCGCUGUCAUGUGCAAGACCCACGUUCAGAAGCCCUAUGUGCUGAUUAUCCCGACUCACUUCCAGCGCCGGCUGCCGGCGAGGCGAGCGGCGGUGGUGCUCCGGUGCCGCGGGAGCUCGUGGAUCAUGAGCUACUGCGGUGACACCAAGCUGAAGAGGCUCGACCAGGGCUGGGCGGACUUCGCCGUCCACAACCGGCUGCAGGUCGGAGAUGCGUGUGUGUUUGAGCUGCUGUCCAGGGAUGCCGAAGAUGUCGGCAAGGGCGAGGUGGUGCUCGAGGUGCAGGUGCUCCGAGGUGGUGGCCUGCCGGAGCCCGAGGAUCUCGGAACCAGAGGAGACACCACCGACGAGCCCAUCGUCAUCUUGGACCAAAGCUAAGCUUCACUUGUUGCUGGUGCAAGUCGAUUCAAUGUCUUCUGCUUGUAAGCCAUUGACCACCAAAUUAUUAGCUUGCAUUUCAUUCUCUAGGUCUAUGUGUCGUCUUGUAAUUCGGUCAUGAAAUAAUCAGUUUGCCCAUGACCAAGUAUGCAUGAACUCUUCGUCAAUUCCAUUAUCUUCCUCA
Triticum aestivum (bread wheat) is the source of this 679-nucleotide messenger RNA. RefSeq names its product B3 domain-containing protein Os06g0112300. Gene Ontology annotation, molecular function: DNA binding. NCBI's taxonomy places the organism in Eukaryota, Viridiplantae, Streptophyta, Magnoliopsida, Poales, Poaceae. The record is from RefSeq and is a predicted model, not a curated record. The transcript is spliced from 3 exons. The coding region runs from base 49 to 495 and encodes 148 amino acids.